AUGGUACUAGGAAGCAUGGAAAUGAAACCUGUUUGUUUUAGUGAGAGAAACAUGAUUCGUGACAAAGGGAACCACCAUCUUCCAGUAAUUCACCAAAAUGACCAACACAAAGGAAAGGGGAGAGGUACCCGCUAUAUGUUCUCUAGACAUUUUAGAAAACAUGGAGUUGUUCCUUUGGCCACAUACCUGAGAAUCUAUAAGAAAGUUGAUAUUGUGGACAUCAAGGGAAUGGGCACUGUUCAAAAAGGAAUGCCCCACAAAUGUUACCAUGGCAAAACUGGAAGAGUCUACAAUGUUACUCAGCAUGCUGUUGGCAUUGUUGUAAACAAACAAGUUAAGGGCAAGAUUCUUGCCAAGAGAAUUAAUGUACACAUUGAGCAUAUUAAACACUCAAAGAGUCGAGACAGCUUCCUGAAGCGUGUGAAGGAAAAUGAUCAGAAAAAGAAGGAAGCCAAAGAGAAAGGUCCUUGGGUUCAACUGAAGUGCCAGCCUGCCCCACCCAGAGAAGCACACUUUGUGAGAACUAAUGGAAAGGAGCCCGAAUUGCUGGAACCCAUUCCCUAUGAAUUCAUGGCAUGAUAAAUGUAAAGAAAACAA
Neomonachus schauinslandi (Hawaiian monk seal) is the source of this 597-nucleotide messenger RNA. Its product is annotated as 60S ribosomal protein L21-like. Bases 1 to 579 code for a protein of 192 amino acids. Lineage: Eukaryota; Metazoa; Chordata; Mammalia; Carnivora; Phocidae. Gene Ontology annotation, molecular function: structural constituent of ribosome. The record is from RefSeq and is a predicted model, not a curated record. Gene Ontology annotation, cellular component: ribosome; cytosolic large ribosomal subunit. The transcript is spliced from 2 exons. Gene Ontology annotation, biological process: translation.